Messenger RNA from Phymastichus coffea, 3333 nucleotides. RefSeq names its product tetraspanin-9 (gene Tsp5D). Gene Ontology annotation, cellular component: membrane. NCBI's taxonomy places the organism in Eukaryota, Metazoa, Arthropoda, Insecta, Hymenoptera, Eulophidae. The record is from RefSeq and is a predicted model, not a curated record. Bases 232 to 1086 code for a protein of 284 amino acids. The transcript has 6 exons.
GUGCGCAGUGGUGCGUCGUCGCUCCGUUUUUGGAAUUCCUGCCGAGCCAGCCGCAAUACGUGCCGUGCUAUGCUUGCUUUUCUUGUGUUAUAUGGUCGCUGAUUGGUUGGUUGUUGCGCGCCAACGUAAAACUUUGUGCUUUGCUUGUUGCCGUUCUACCACUACUAGCUUGUCGAAUAAAAACGAGCUCGAUCAGCUUGGACAAGUGCAGCACAGUGCAGUCGCAGAAGGAUGGGUCGAACUGGCUACACGUGCAUCAGGCACGUCUUCUGCUCACUCAAUGUCCUCAUUUGGUUGUGUGCCUGUGGAAUGCUGGGUGCUGGACUGUGGAUGCGACUGAGUCGCAUUCACUAUCAGUCUUACGGGACAUUUUUACCAGAUGUCAGUGAAUACGUGUCGUUGGACGUAUUGGUGUUGUCAGUUGGCGCACUGACCUUUGUCGUGGCUUUCUUUGGUUGCUGCGGCGCUUGGUUCCAAUCGCGGUGUCUCCUCGUUAUGUAUUUCGGGCUGGUGAUAAUACUAUUCAUGUCGGAGUUCAUGAUUGGCGCGCUGGCAUUUAUUUUCAAUGAGAGUAUAACCAAGACGAUAAGGUUCCAACUUGGAAACGGAAUAGUAAAUCACUAUAAUGACACGGAGGCGAUGGAGACCGGUACCUUCUCGAACAUGUGGACUGUCAUACAAAAGCAGUACAAGUGUUGCGGAGUUGAUUCACCUGCUGAUUGGUAUCACAUUAACAGUUGGCGUGACCACAGUUGGGUACCUGAUUCUUGUUGCAAACAACCAAUGCGUUACUGCGGCCGACAAUAUGAAGGAGAUAUAAAUCUGAAUAAAUUCUACGACAACGGUUGCAUAUCAGCAAUUCAAAUGGAACUGAUGCAGAAUCUUCAUAUAAUUGGAGCAAUCGGUUUGACAAUUGGAUUCUUGCAGCUGUUCGGACUCAUCUCCAGCAUGAUCCUGUUCUGCACGGUCAGCCACAAACGAUCCACGCACACCUACAAAACUCAUCGACAGGCGCAGCAAGCAUGGGGACGUCAAGCUCUGCCGAUUCUGGAUCAAGAGCACUGUCUAAGAGCUUAUGACGAGUGAUUUGUAGUGUAUACCCUCUAACCUCUCUGUUUUUCACUCUCCUGAUCGUUACCCUACCCGACCGUUUUUUACACGAUGACGACGACCACUUUUUAAAACGACACUAAUAUAACACUACGACGACGACUCUUUGCUACGGAUGGAGUAUCUGUUUAUACAUGUAUAUGUAUGCUAUUAUAUUAUUUCUGCCUACGUUGAAUCUGCUUUGUGAGUGGAACUUUCUUUUCUUUGGUAUAAUGCUACUGUCGGAGAUUUUUUAAAAGAAACUUGUAUGUAUUAUACGCUGCCAAAGAUUCCUACUUUAUCGAUCUGAACGUACAAGAUCGGUAUUAUUUGGGACCGAUGAUUUCUAUUUUUCUAGUAAUGAAUGUGUGGUUGAUGAUGGAAAGUUAUAAUUUAUUAAUCUUAAUUAUUAACUCUGUUAUAUUGAUGAAAAUAAAAAUGAAUAUUUUUCUUAUGCAGCCAUGCAUUUUGAUUGAUAAUCUGAGGUGUAGAGUUACUUUAUAUAUUCCUAUUUUUCAAUUUGGUAUAUUCAAAGAUUUUACAAGAACGACUUUAUAAACUAAUGUUAAGAUUUGUUAUACAAAUUCUGUAAUGUGCCAAAAGAUUAUACGAAAAUAUCCUUCAUCUAUCAACUAAUUUCAUGAAUUUUUCAAUUAACGUGAGAUUCAAAUCUUCGACAGAGCAUCAUUUAAUAAAACUAGUAUCUAAGUGAAUACGAGUGAAUUCAAGAAUUCGUUGUGAAUGAAAAAAAGUGCUUCAAUAAUGUUGUGAUCGUGGUAAUGUAGAGUCUAAAUUCACAAAUCUACGAAUGCAUUGUGAUAUGUUUGCACCCAUUAGAUAAACUACAGCGAGAGUUUACACUGUCUAUUACGACGAGUUGUCGGGUCAAGAGUAUGCACAAUCCGCAUGUAAUACAUAUACAAUUACAUUGCGCAUGAAGAUGAUGGAUCGUGUUGCUAUAACUCUGAUGAUGGAUCGCGUAUCGUUAAGCAAGUCCGGUCGCUCUCGAAAUCAAUGACAGGCACUGUGCAACUGAAAAUGGCGUUAAUAAGAAGUGUCUAGUCUAUUGAUCUUUGAAAUAGCCGCAGUCGAGUGCUUUUUAAUGUGUUUGUUAGAUCCUCAUUUUUUCAAUCUCAAUUUUAUGUCUUCUGUUGAUAAAUUUCUUGGUUUUGAUUGUUUGAUUUUCGUAAAUGACAAAUGGAAUUGAAAAACCGAAAAUGUAGAAUGAUGUGCCAUGAAAUAUGUACAAUACUUGAAUUCGAAGAAUUAGCAAUAUCUUUUUGAUUGUCACAAAAUGAUUAUUUGAGACUAUUCCAUGGUGAAAAAAGGCCUGACAAUCGUUAAAUAUGUGAAUACUGCUGAUAGUUGACAAUAUACGUUUAAAACAACUGAAUUUUGUAUAUUUUGUGAUGUGAAUGUGAAAGUGAGUCUGCAAGAAUACUCGCACCUGCAAAUUUUUAUCUAAAAAUACACGUUAGAAAACGCAGAGUGAAACUAUAAAAUAGUUUUCAUUUAGCAGGCGAGUUUUCUUAAAACUAUAAUUACCUUGUAAAAAUCUAGCAGAGUUCUAAUUAGUCUGUAGCAAUAUUUAGUUUAGUAAUUCUCUAAGCGCGUAUAAUCUGCAUUUAGCACGAGAAGAGUCCGGCUAGUUAAAGUAUAUCUAUUUGUGCCCUUUCUUCUUUCGCGAACAGCAAAUACGUCAUAUUAGCGUAUAAAAAAUAAUAAAAUAAAAAGAUACGAACAUGAUAUCUCUACAAACCGUGAAUAAUUCCUACUUUGUCAAUUGUAAUUGUUGUAAUGUAUAACAAUGCAACAUCGUUCUCAAGUAUUUCUUCUACUAAAUUAAAAAUGUUCAUUUAUAUAAAGAAAUUGUUUUUUUCUGUCUCGCAUAUCAUUAUAUGAAUAGCGACCUAAAUAUUAUAAAAAUAUGUGUGUGUGUGUGUACACGCGCAAACACAUACAUACACACGCACAUGCAUUUUUAAAUAUAUAUAAUAAACAAUAUAUAAUUUAGGUAAUGUUGAAUUUUUAUAGAUAUUAUUGUAUACUUGAGAUAUAAUACGCGAUAUGCUUGGAAACGUGAUAGUAUGAUUCAAUGUCGAAAUGAGAUUCGACUAUUGCUAUUAUCAUUCGCGUUUCGCUUGUUAAUUUGUAGAGCGCCAAAUAAUCGGAUUAUUAUGCUAAACUGGAUCGAAUAUCUGAUUUGUAUUAUGUCACUAUGUAUAUUGAAAGAAAAAUUAUAAA